UCCCAGACUUCCAGGGAAGGCACGCACGAAGGCCUGCCAGGGAGGUGGCACGGCUGACCUCAGCCAGGAAAUCCAUCCGUCCGCAGGCGGGACCUUGGGCAGUCCAGACUUUGCUCAGCUCGACUGUUUGGCAACCCGCCCCCCCGGAGCGCGCGGCACAACCGGCCCCGCUGCAGGAGAGAGUCGGGCGGGCGUCCGCCAGCGCUGGAGAUGGCCACCUCCGUUGUCAACCCGGCUGCCUCCGAGCCCCAGCCCGCGGCGGCCAUGGAGGACCAGGACUUCGGAUCCUUGGACGUGGCCGACGAGAGCGGCAGGCGCUUCGGGACAGGGCGGCUCGUCCUGCUGCUGACGGCGCUGGGCGCCGUCCUCACCCUCGCCGUGGUGAUCGUGGGCGUCCGAGGCAUCCAGCUCGGCGGAGAGCAGCGGGGGACCCGCGAGGCCCUGCAGAGCUUCAACCAGACGUUCUUCAGCCAGCUCAGCGGCCUCAGGCACAGGCGAAACAGCACGGAGCAGAAACUGGCGGCGCUGUGGAAGACGCUGCAGGGUCAUGGCAGCAAGAUAGAGAAAGACCAGAAGCGCCUCCGGGUGCAGCUCUCCAACCUGCAGCAGGACACGAAGGAGGUCCAUUGCGAGCUGGUGGAAAUGAAAAGCAACGGGACCAAAAGUGGCUGCUGCCCCAAGGGCUGGCUGGCCUUUAAGGAGAGCUGCUACUGGAUAUCCAGCGUGACAGCGUCUUGGAACAAUGCGCAGAGAGACUGUGAGAGGAAGCAAGGCCACUUGGUGACCAUCAACUCGCCUGAGGAGAAGGUGUUUGUGAACCAGCGCAAGAAGCCGAGGCACACGUGGAUCGGCCUGACCGAUGUCAGCGGCAUCUGGAAGUGGUCGGAUGGGACCUUGUACUCCUUUGACCGGGCGGACUGGAGCCAGGGCCAGCCGGACCACUGGUACGGCCACGGCCUUGGGGGAGGGGAGGACUGCGUGGAGAUGUACCCCAACGGCGACUGGAACGACAGCCACUGCUCCCUGCUCUACUACUGGAUCUGCGAGAUGCCGCUGAAGAGCUAGGAGGGCGGAGGGCCCGGCUCCGCCUCGCCAGGACGCCCACGCGCCCGCACC
Messenger RNA from Varanus komodoensis (Komodo dragon), 1116 nucleotides. Its product is annotated as asialoglycoprotein receptor 1-like. Lineage: Eukaryota; Metazoa; Chordata; Lepidosauria; Squamata; Varanidae. The transcript is spliced from 10 exons. Bases 211 to 1065 code for a protein of 284 amino acids. The record is from RefSeq and is a predicted model, not a curated record. Gene Ontology annotation, molecular function: signaling receptor activity.